Molecule: messenger RNA, 558 nt
Organism: Auanema sp. JU1783
Lineage: Eukaryota; Metazoa; Nematoda; Chromadorea; Rhabditida; Rhabditidae
Source: the annotation of a GenBank genome assembly
AUGCGAUUGCUUACAUUCUUACCUUGUGUUCUGUUCCUGGUCUACGAAGCUCAAACAUGUAAAAUCACUGCGGCCGCUAUGAAAAAAAUUUUCCGAUAUGCCGCACCAGCCAAAGUCGAAGCUCUAACGAAAAACUUGAACACCAUGAAGAAACUCAAAAAACAACAGGAAAAAAUAACAGCAUGGGCGAAGAAAAAUGAGUUCAAGCCAAAUGUUAAAACCAACUCUUCAAGCCCAUACUCUAAGAAAGGGUUCGGUGCUAACACAGCAAAGAGUUUCAUGAAGCAUCGCGUUGCCGUUGGAACUUUCUUGGAAAUAGCCAGUAAGGUUCUAUCAACUGUGCUAUCGAAGGAUGAAUACGCUGCGUUGUCCCAACAAUUCUGUACUUUAGAUACUAAGUUCAACAAUGAUUUUGAAAAAGUAAUUUCGACUCUAUUGACAAGUUUCCCUGAGAAGAAGGCGAAAGAAGUUCUGACUGCUUAUGACUCAAUGCUUGCUAAAAUGAAGGGAAUGACAGGAACAGUUUUCUCGGAUCUUAACUUUGUGAUCCCAGUUUGA